UGCUUCUGACAUCAACCAUCCCAGCACCUCCAAACCCAAAUUCCCCUUUUGCCUUUCCAGUCUUUCAUCUCCAUUGUGACAACAUCCCACCCAUCAGGGCCACGCCAUUGAAGUAGCAUUUUCUUUCGACUUCCACCGUAUUCCCAUACCUCGAACUUGUCAUUUAGAGCACCCAUCUCGCUAUCCGAUAUACCCUCUUCAUUGCUAUCGUCACCGUUGCCAGGCAAGGUGCACGUAAAUCAACAAUCAACCCGCACAUCACACGACAUCACCAACAACUGACUCCCACAUGGCGCGAUCUCAAACGAAAACCCUUCCCGUCAUCCCCCUCGCCCGCGGCACCAUCCUCCUGCCGGGCGUCGCACAGCGCAUCCCCGUCACCGCCGCCCGUCCCGACAUCCCCGCCCUUCUCGCGAACGUCUACACCCGCGCUGCUUCCGCGGCCCCGAACGAGCGCAUCGACUCCGUCCCCAUCGCCUGCGUCCCCGUCUCUUCCCCCUUCGUCGGCCCCAACGGCCAGCUUCUCAUCCAGGAUGCCGACCAGAUGGAUGAGUCCCUCAUCAAGGAGGUCGACCCCGGCACCGCUCGCAAGUCCGAUCUCUACAACUAUGGCGUAGCCGCCCGCAUCACAGGCAUUGAAGGAAGGGGGACCGCCGAGUUCGCCCUGCGUGUGGAGGGCUUUGCAAGAGUUCGAGUAGAGAAGGUCACGCAAGAGCGGCCGCACUUUGAGGCCAAGGUCAAGUACUUCCACGAUGAAGUAACGACGGAUGCCCAGAUGCAAGAACUCUUCUCCCUCCUUAAACUUCGAUCCCGAGAACUCGUAACGAUCCUUCGCAUAUCCGCACUCCUCCCUAGAAGUCCAGACAGUCCCGGCGGUCUGUCUCCACUGUUGACUAGGAGGCUCGAGAUGUUCAUCAACAAGAAGGAGCUCAAAGAUGCCGGUCAGCUGGCAGACUUCAUGGCCAACAUUGUUGAGGCUUCAUACGAGGAGAAACUCGAAGUUUUGGCUGCCCUCGACGUCAAGGUUCGCCUUGCUAAAGUCAUUGAGCUCCUUGACCGACAGGUCAGCGGGAUCAAGAACAACUUCAAAAUCACCACCUUCACCAGCGUGCCCGUGCAGUUCCUCGACAAGAUCAACGAUAAGACAUCACGCCGUGUCGGCCCCAACGGCGCUCCGCUGCCACCCAACACCAUGUUUCCUCCAGGCCCCAACGGCGUCAUGGGCCCCAACCAAGACGAUGACCAGGAGCCCAAUGAGCUGGAAGAGCUCAAGAAGAAGCUGGACAAGGCCCAGCUCCCGCCCGAACCCGCCAAGAUGGCGCAAAGGGAGUUGAGGAGACUGAAGAAGAUGAUGCCCGGUAAUCAAGAAUACCAGGUCACUCGCACUUGGCUAGAUGUGCUCUCCGAGAUUCCCUGGACCGCUACUACGGAUGACAGACUGGGGCCUGACACGCUCGCGAGAGCUCGCAAGCAGUUGGACGAGGACCACUACGGCCUGGAUAAGGUCAAGAAGCGUUUGGUUGAGUACCUAGCUGUGCUGAGGCUCAAGCAAUCCAUCAACGACGACGUUGAGGAACAGAUCAGGCAGGCAGAGGCGGAAGCGGCUCCUCCGGCCGAACCUGAGAAGGAGAAGGAAGAGGACGCCGAGAAAGCGAAGAAGGAGGAAGGCAACGCCGAGUUGGAGGAGCGCGCGAAGUUGGCCAACACUAAGAUCGAGGUUCUGCGAUCAAAGCGGAUGGUGGACCGGUCGCCUAUCAUGCUCUUGGCCGGCCCUCCUGGUGUUGGCAAAACAAGUCUGGCAAGAUCUGUCGCCAUGGCGCUGGGCAGGAAGUUCCACCGAAUCUCGCUUGGCGGUGUAAGAGACGAAGCUGAGAUUCGUGGUCACCGCCGGACGUACGUGGCGGCCAUGCCCGGUCUGAUUGUUCAGGGGCUCCGAAAGGUCGGCGUGGCAAACCCCGUCUUCCUUCUCGAUGAGAUUGACAAGUUGGGCAUGUCCAAUGUUCACGGCGACCCGUCUGCAGCUAUGCUCGAGGUUUUGGAUCCCGAACAGAACAACUCAUUCACUGACCACUACGUCGGUCUGCCCAUCGACUUGAGCAAGGUGUUGUUCAUCGCCACGGCCAACAGCCUAGACACCAUCCCAGCCCCCCUCCUUGACAGAAUGGAAACAAUCUAUCUGCCGGGAUACACAACGCUCGAGAAACGCCACAUUGCCAUGCAGCACCUCGUGCCCAAGCAAAUCCGGGUCAACGGACUUUCGGACGACCAGGUCAACUUUGACAAGGAAGUCGUGUCCAAGAUCAUCGAGUCUUACACCCGUGAAUCAGGAGUUCGUAACCUGGAGCGCGAGAUUGGCUCUGUCUGUCGUGCUAAGGCUGUCGAGUUCGCCGAAGCCAAGGACGGAGGACAACUCGGGACUUACAAGUCCCAACUCACAGUCGACGACAUCGAAGAAAUCUUGGGCAUCGAAAAGUUUGAGGAGGAAAUUGCCGAGAAAACAAGCAAGCCCGGCAUCGUCACCGGUCUGGUGGCGUACAGUUCGGGCGGCAACGGUAGCAUCCUCUUUAUUGAGGUUGCCGACAUGCCUGGAAACGGCAGCUUGCAGCUUACCGGUAAGCUGGGAGACGUGUUGAAGGAGAGUGUUGAGGUCGCUCUGUCCUGGGUCAAGGCGCACGCGUACGAGCUGGGUCUGACGUCGGAACCGGCCGCGAACAUCAUGAAGGAGCGGAGCAUCCAUGUCCAUUGCCCUUCGGGCUCGAUCCCCAAGGACGGUCCCAGCAGCGGUAUGGCGCAGGCCAUUGCUCUCAUUUCUCUAUUCUCCGGCAAGCCUGUACCUCCUACAAUGGCCAUGACGGGCGAGAUAUCCUUGCGCGGCCGUGUGACUGCCGUCGGGGGCAUCAAGGAGAAGCUCAUUGGCGCACUCCGAGCUGGUGUCAAGACGGUGCUACUCCCCGCGCAGAAUCGCAAGGAUGUGAAAGAUCUCCCUCAGGAGGUCAAGGAUGGCUUGGAGAUCCUCCACGUCAAUCAUGUCUGGGAGGCCAUCCGACUCGUCUGGCCCGAUUCCCAGUGGCCUGGCGCGGAGCCCUACCCUCCCAUCGAGAGCCGAUUGUAGAUUGGUAAAAUAAGGGGUGGAGGUGUAUGUGAUGCUCCGACAAGACCAUGCACGCCGCGAACACCCACUUGUUUUGUAUUACUCAACAUCAUCACCACUACCAUCAACUUUCAACUGAGCCGACCUCUCCUGCCACGACUGAGACUGUAUGUAACGAAAGGGAAGGGAAGCGGCAUUGCACACAUCACACACUGGGUAGUAUGGCCAUUCGGUUCCGUUUCGGCGUUUUUGUAGGUGUCUCGGGGCGUCGCGGGACGGGCGUCCAAGACAUUUGACUUGUCCCGUCUCGCCGCGACGUGUAUUGUCUUUGUUCAUAAUGCGUGUUGCAAAAGGAGAAUGCUACGUGUACAUGUUCCUUCUUUGGAUCAGUUGCUAGGUUCUACAAUGGCAUUCGCUUUCAGAAACUUGAGUACGAUUAACCGCGCGUCACGUUGUAGUCGACUAGCGCCGCGAAACCGUAUGCAGAUGUUGGAGUGACUCCUGUUGCUCUGCCACCAUGUUUUGUGACGGCGUACAUGUGUGUUUGAUG
Molecule: messenger RNA, 3641 nt
Organism: Colletotrichum scovillei
Lineage: Eukaryota; Fungi; Ascomycota; Sordariomycetes; Glomerellales; Glomerellaceae
Product: lon protease 2
Exons: 4
Coding region: 290-3112 (940 amino acids)
Biological process (GO): protein targeting to peroxisome; protein processing; protein catabolic process
Cellular component (GO): peroxisomal matrix
Molecular function (GO): serine-type endopeptidase activity; ATP binding; ATP-dependent peptidase activity
Source: RefSeq, a predicted model, not a curated record